Molecule: messenger RNA, 694 nt
Organism: Cuscuta campestris
Lineage: Eukaryota; Viridiplantae; Streptophyta; Magnoliopsida; Solanales; Convolvulaceae
Source: the annotation of a GenBank genome assembly
AUCAGAAGAAAGAAAGAAAGAAAGAAAGAAGAAAGAAAGAAAGAAGAAAGAGUGAAGAUUUGAGAAGAUGAAGCUGCUGGGGUGGUGGUUAAUGCUAGUGGGAACGCUGAGAUUAGCUUCGGUUUGGUUUGGGUUCUUCGAUAUUUGGGCUCUUCGUCUUGCUGUCUUCUCCAACACCACAAUGAGUGAAGUUCAUGGGAGGACAUUUGGAGUGUGGACGUUGUUGACUUGCACGCUUUGUUACCUAUGUGCCGUGAACCUUGACAACCGGCCAUUGUAUUUGGCGACUUUCUUGUCUUUCAUCUAUGCCUUUGGCCAUUUCCUCUCCGAGUUUCUGAUCUAUCACACCAUGGAAUUAAGAAAUCUGAUAACCGUUGGCAUCUUUGCAGGAACAUCUAUCAUAUGGAUGCUAUUGCAAUGGAAUUCACAUCAACGCGUGAAGGCUAAGAACUCUUGAAAUCCGAAGGGGAUGGGAUUGGCCCUUUUUGUUUUGAAGGUUUUAGAAAAGCCGGUGCUUUGAAAUCCGAUUUGUGGGAUUACACUGGCAUUUGACUCUCUUGGCAAUUAAAUUAAGGUUUUGGUGUUGAUAAAUGCAUGUAUAAACAAAGCAUCAAGAGGAAAAUGGUCAUGUGUUAUGGCGGGCUUGACAAAGCAUUACAUGAAUAAGCUGAUGCAGCCAUAGCUUUGGAGUGGA